AUGUUUCAAUCGAAGAAGCCGUACUCGGCGGUUACCGUCACCAUCGAGAACCUCACCUCCGAGUCCUACGCCGAAGAAGACCUCAGCGGAAUCCCGGACCUCGUCGAAGUCAUCAAGCUCCAAGCUUCUGGUCCACCCGAAGCAGCGCGCGCGAUCCGCAAGAAGCUCAAGUAUGGCACAGUCCACAGGCAGAUUCGAGCCCUGGUGCUACUCGAUGGACUUAUCCAGAAUGCCGGUUCGCAGUUCCAGCGCGCGCUUGCGGAUGAGCCGCUGUUGGAGCGUCUCCGGGUGUGCGGCUCGUCGAAUUUGUCGGACCCCGCCGUUAAGAAGAAGUGCCGCGAGCUCUUCCAGGAAUGGACGCAGUACGCAAACGUUCCCGGGUUGGAGAGGGUUGCGCGGUUGUACAGGGAACUCCCCAAGCGCAAGGUUGGUAUGAAGCGAGAGGAGUCCAAGGUCAUCCAGGAGACGGAGAACCCGUUUGGCGACGACGAGGAAGAAGAGGCGGAGCGAGCCAGCGAGCAAAAGAAACAAGACAUGCCUGGACCGUCGGGAGGAUACCAUCCCGCCACUGCUCUUGACAUGCAAGAUGGCGGCGGCGGCGGCAGCAGUGGACUGAAAAAGUCCAAGGCCAAGUCCAAGUCCAAAAGCAAAAGCAAAAGUGGCCGCAAAUUUGACCUUGAGGCUGAGAUGAAGAAGAUGAAAUCAGUCAUUGCAGAUGCGUCUAUGGCGUCGACAGCAUUGAUGAAUUCCCUACAGACUAUCAAUCGUGAGAAGGAGAGGAUCUCGGACAAUCGAGCUGCGACACAACAUUUCGAGGCCUGUAAGCAGCUGCGAAGGAGAAUAUUGCGAUAUAUCCAUCAAGUUGAAAACGAGCAGUGGCUAGGUGCACUACUUCACGCCAACGACGAGCUUGUCGAUGCUCUGAUGGCAUACGAGCAGCUAGAUCACUCGAUGGAAGCAGAUAGUGACUCUGAUGACGAAUUGGCAGAGCAAACUCACAUGUAUCGAAUGAUUACAGAAAAGGCUCAGGAAGGCCGGGCAGCAGCAAAAGACGUGCCGGAUCUGUCGGGGCUCACACUCGACACCGCUUCCAAGCAUGCGCCUGCCAGGCCUCCUCGUCCUGUAGCACCAACGAGACGGUUGUCAAGCGCAACAAGUGAGGAUGCGGAAGAAGAGGAGCAAGAUGACGACGACGACAAUCCCUUUGGCGACAAGAACGUCAUUUCUACACCAUCAGCUGAGCAGGGGGAGCCUCGUUGGUAG
Metarhizium brunneum ARSEF 3297 is the source of this 1263-nucleotide messenger RNA. RefSeq names its product Protein lsb5 (gene lsb5). Lineage: Eukaryota; Fungi; Ascomycota; Sordariomycetes; Hypocreales; Clavicipitaceae. The record is from RefSeq and is a predicted model, not a curated record. Gene Ontology annotation, biological process: actin filament organization; actin cortical patch localization; endocytosis. Gene Ontology annotation, cellular component: actin cortical patch. Gene Ontology annotation, molecular function: phosphatidylinositol binding; ubiquitin binding.